AGGAGCUAAAUUUAGCUCUCUUCCACCUUCGCCUCCUCUCCCUCCCUCCCUCUCUCUCCGACGGUUGCUCCUCUGUCCGCCACAGCUUUCUCGGUCCAGUGGAGUUGAGAUCCAUCCGGACGUGGACUGGUUUCCUUCUUUCUGCGGUUCGUCGUCGUCUUCUUUGUCGCGAGGGGACUGGGUUCUUCUUCUUCUUCUUCAGCGUGCAGGUGGCCAAGAUCGACACCGGUUGCCUCCAUACAACUUAUUGGUAUCCAACCAAGGCUGACAUGAUGUUUAUUUUCCAAAAAAAAUUGGGGUUUCGACUGACCCCCCAUGCUCCAUGCCAAAUCCGCCCCUGAAAUUUCUGUUGUCUGCUAAUCCUUCUGCUAUCUCAACUCAAAAGAAUCGCAAGGGUUAGGAUUCACCGUCGUGGAAUGAUCGGAAAUGGCGCACAAUAAAGCCAUGCUGCAGAGUUCAGCAGAGUCCGCUGUACGGUCCAUUGGUCUUGGCUUUGACCUGGCUACCGAUAUCCAUCUCAAGUACUGCAAGCAGCGAAAUUUGCCUGACCCGUCGCUGAUCGAGCUUGACCAUGGUGAGGUUCAGGAUAUCGUGCUUCCCGGUGGCCUGACAGUUGCCAGUGUGCCCAAGUCAAUUAAGUGUGACAAAGGGGAACAGAUGAGGUUCCGGUCCGAUGUCCUAUCAUUUCAGCAGAUAAACCCCCAAUCGAGGAAUUACAUCAGUUUUUGGAGUUCCAGCUUCAAAGGCAGUGGGCACCUGUUUACAGUGACCUCGCUCUGGGUCCUCAGAGGAGAAGACAAAGCAGUGCAUCUUUACCAGUCAAUUUAAUCGGUCCAAAGCUUUAUGUUUGUACCAACAUGGUAUGGAUGGCUUCUGCUAUCAUCGUAAUUGAAGCAGUUUUCUUUCUACAUUUCAUUCUUUUCUUUUUUAUAUAAAAAAAUACGAUCGUACCAUUUCAGAAUUUAACCCCUCUUUCACAAUUUUUGAACGGCAUCUCUUGCUGCAGGUUGAGUGGGUAAAAGACCAGUAACAGGGGUCCGGUUGUUUCUUGAAGGAAGGAAGAGCAACAAAUUAGCUAUACAUCUCCAGCAUCUCUGCUCUCUCCCUCGGAUUAUUCAGCUUCAAGAUGACCCUUACAAUCACCAAACUCCAGAAGCAUAUGACCGCAAAUACUACGAACCAAUCGAGCCAUGGAAACGUUUCUCCCAUGUCUGCACAGCACCAGUUGAGUCAGACGAAGAUUUAUCCAUUGUCACAGGGGCACAAUUAGAUGUGGCCAACCAUGGCUUCAAGAAAGUACUGUUUCUUCGCCUGCAUUUCUCCAAAAUAUGCAAUGCCGCCCUUGUCAAGAACCCUGAGAAUUCUCCCAACCUGGCUCAGAAAUCAGGCCUUAUCUGAACACUCAUUAGCACGCAUUUCUCUGCAGUAGCUCAAAAGCCCCCACCGCGCCCCGCUGAUGUGAACAUCAACUCGGCAGUGUACCCUGGUGGCCCACCUGUUCCAGUGCGGAAACCAAAGCUGCUCAAGUUUGUUGAUGCAACAGAGAUGAUGCGUGGGCCGCAGGACUGGCCAGGCUAUUGGGUGGUUUCAGGCGCAAAGCUGAACCUUGAGAGGGGUAAGAUAUCAUUGCGUUUGAAAUACUCACUGUUGACAGCUAUGUUGCCUGAUGAUGAGUUUCCAUUUGAUGACGAGUGUUACAACCUGGAACAAACGAAACCUGUGUAGCUAACAUUGAGGAUACAAACGAAGGAUCCUAGGAUUUGCAUAGCUUUUGUGCAUUUGUUCGAAGUUUCUGUUGUAUACGAUGUGGUUUUUGAACACCAAAGCAUAAAUGAGUUCUCCUGAAUGGAGUGACAAUUUGUUGUACCAUUUCUUUGUAACGUGGCAUUUAGUGGUCAGUGUUAGAUGAUAGGUCAAAUUAUUUGUAUAUAUAAGAUGAAACAAAAAAUAUAGAGAACCUUUACAGUACACCAUGAUACUAGAUGGUGGAGAGUAUCAUUGUUGUGAUCCAACCGUCUAUUUUAGUAGGUAUUAUUGUAAUUAUCUUGAUA
Messenger RNA from Phragmites australis (common reed), 2051 nucleotides. RefSeq names its product MACPF domain-containing protein At4g24290-like. Gene Ontology annotation, biological process: plant-type hypersensitive response; regulation of salicylic acid mediated signaling pathway. The coding region runs from base 427 to 828 and encodes 133 amino acids. The transcript is spliced from 3 exons. Lineage: Eukaryota; Viridiplantae; Streptophyta; Magnoliopsida; Poales; Poaceae. Gene Ontology annotation, cellular component: plasma membrane. The record is from RefSeq and is a predicted model, not a curated record.